CCAAGUCCUCCCACUAGGCUGUCUGGAGUACUGUCUUAGUGUCACAAGACUUCCUCAAUUCUGAGAGAAGGCACUGACUGCUGCACUCACAACUGAGGGAGAGCAGAACUCAGGACCUUCUCCUAGCCAGCGUUAGAGCCUGUCACCAGGAAAAGCCAGCCUGAGCAGAGGAGCUGCAACCAACCAGAGGGAGCAUAAUUCUGAGAGCAUUUGCUGUCUGAGCAUCUGUGUUCUGCCAGGCACCAUACCGUUAAUCAUGGGAAGAUGGAAGAUGCUAAGAGAUGAAGAAAAUGCCUACGGUUUAGAAGAUGACACGGCGGCGGGGCAGGAGCCCAGGCUGCUGCUCCUCCUGGCUGGGAAGACGGGGGCAGGGAAGAGCGCCACGGGAAACUGCAUCCUGGGCCAGAAGCACUUCGUCUCCAGGCUCGGGCCCACGGCGGUGACCAGAACCUGCAUGGUGGGGAGCUGCAGGUGGGCCACGUGGGACAUAGAGAUCAUUGACACCCCAGACCUUUUCAGCUCCGAAGUCUCCCAGACAGACCCCGGGUGCAGGGAGAGAGGCCGCUGCUACCUGCUCUCGGCCCCCGGGCCGCAUGUCCUGCUGCUGGUGACCCAGCUGGGCCGCUUCACCGCCCAGGACCAGCAGGCCUGGAGUGGGGUGAAGGCGCUGUUCGGAGACGGCAUCGUGGCGCGCACCAUCGUGGUCUUCACCCACAAGGAGGACCUGGCGGGGGACUCGCUGCAAGAUUAUGUGCGUGACAUGGAGAACCGCGCGCUCAGGAAGCUGGUGGCCGAGUGUGGGGGCCGAUUCUGUGCCUUCGACAACCGAGCCACCGGCGCGGAGCGGGAGGCGCAGGUGAUGGAGCUGAUGCGGCUGGUGGAGGGCCUGGUGAGGGACCACGGCAGCGCCCCCUACACCAAUGAUGUGUACAGCCUGGCGCAGGCCCUGGGGGGCGCUUGCUCUGAGGAGAGGCUCCGCAAGGUGGCGGAGACAGUGGCUGCCCGCGCGCAGAAGCAGCAGAAACUCUGGCUGUUGGCCUGGCUGUGGGAGUGGCCACAGAUGCUGGGGACCCAGUGUAUCAGGAGCGUGGCCGGUCUGUGUGAUGCCACGGUCCAGUUAGUCAAGCACUUGUGCAAACGCUGGCCGCAGGCCUCGACAGUGUGAACUUGAAUCUUGCAGGUAAUUUGGCAAGACAGAAACUGCUUAGAGCUCAGAGGAACUUCAGAGGAAUCUGAGUUCUCAAGUACUGUGGUGAACACUUUUAAAAUAAAGUGGUAGAGUGCAUGCCUAGCAGGUGUAAGGUCCUGGGUUCAAUCCCCAGUACCUCCAUUAAGAAAAUAAAGAAACGAACAACCUCCCUGUGAGGCAGGACGGAAGGGGGCAGGGCACAGCCAUUCAAGGAGCGGUGAACACCUAAGUGGUGGAAGAUUCAACCCCCAUUUGGCCUUGAAGCUCAAGAUGGUGGGAGAUUUGACUUCUAGUAGACCUGGAGUUUCAUUAUUGACUCAUUGUAAUGAUUUAUCCUGAUCAGUGAUGCCCACAGGCACCAUGACGGUUUCAACCACAAAAGGUCAAAGAGUGGGUGGUGGCCCAGUUCCUGGGUAGUUGGAAUGGUCCUCCCACUUACUGGCAUGUGAAGAUACUCAGGCCGUAAAAACUGGCAACACUGUACCUUGUGGCCACCUCUCCCAUGUGGCCACCUCUCUCUCCCUCAUCUUCAGGACUGUGGGCAGUCUAUGGUGUACAUAUCUACUUUUACUUUAACCUGAGCACCCAACCCUUACACCUCAUGGUCUUUGUCUCCUGAAACAGCCUACACUCUAUUCAGUAUGUAUCUCUCUAAAUAAAUUGAUUUACUGAACUGUG
Molecule: messenger RNA, 1867 nt
Organism: Camelus dromedarius (Arabian camel)
Lineage: Eukaryota; Metazoa; Chordata; Mammalia; Artiodactyla; Camelidae
Gene: GIMAP1
Product: GTPase, IMAP family member 1
Exons: 3
Coding region: 257-1165 (302 amino acids)
Cellular component (GO): endoplasmic reticulum
Molecular function (GO): GTP binding
Source: RefSeq, a predicted model, not a curated record